UUUGCCAAGCUUUGAUUAGCUCUCAACUACGCUAAGCAGACAAAAAUGUAAGCCAAUAGGAAAGGCAACAGCAAAUGUUUGUUCAAGCUGUAAAGCUGUAAAUAUUCAGUAAGUAGAUACGGCGAAGUGUGAGAGAAGGGUGUAUAAAAUAAUUGUAACUCUUAUGUGCUGGCAGCUACCUCAGAGAGUGUUUCCUGGUCAAUGUACCCGACAGGUGUGUGGUUAAUAUGGUUACAGUUUUGCUCAAAUUAUUCAAUUGUUCAAACAUAAUAUCUUAGGGCGCAUAUACGCAUGUCAAAUAUUUGGGUAUUUGCUUCGCAUUGAUACACAAUCCAUAAGACAUAAGAAGUACUCGUACGUUAUACAUAUGUACCAUACAUAUAGUAAACACUGUAGAGGAAAAAACCUAAGCUUGCACUCACUGGAUCCCUAUAAAUAAUCCAAGUCGCACUCUUAGCAAUCACACAACUUGGUCAUCUCUCACCAGUUCCAAAUCCAGCUCUAAACUCUAUCAAAAAUGAAGUUCCUGUUCGUAGCCGCCCUCAUUGCUCUGGCCAUCCAGGUGACUCUGGCGCAGACUUCACCUGCAACAACGGAGGCAGCAACAGCUACAACGACCGUUGCAUCUGCAGCUACAACAACGACGACAGCAGCAUCAGUGACCACUGCAACUACCAAGAAAACAACAAGGAGAUGCUGGAGGGGAAACAAUUGGUGCAACACCCGCCAGCAGGUGAAGUGCAAGAACCCCAAGAAGUGCAUCAAGACCAUUGUGGUGGUGCGUCGCAGAAGGAACUAAAAAUCUAGAUAUUCCAAAAUAACAAACAAUAAAUAUUACGACUGCUCUGAAA
Molecule: messenger RNA, 851 nt
Organism: Drosophila subobscura
Lineage: Eukaryota; Metazoa; Arthropoda; Insecta; Diptera; Drosophilidae
Product: protein new-glue 1-like
Exons: 1
Coding region: 518-799 (93 amino acids)
Source: RefSeq, a predicted model, not a curated record